This is a messenger RNA of Oryza sativa Japonica Group (Japanese rice), 3557 nucleotides long. Its product is annotated as cytochrome P450 84A1. Lineage: Eukaryota; Viridiplantae; Streptophyta; Magnoliopsida; Poales; Poaceae. The record is from RefSeq and is a predicted model, not a curated record. Gene Ontology annotation, molecular function: oxidoreductase activity, acting on paired donors, with incorporation or reduction of molecular oxygen; monooxygenase activity; heme binding.
UGUAUUCUUUCGCCAACUCGUUUCUUGUUUUCAAAGUUGUGUUUGAGUCUGUUCAAGACGAAGAUGAAGUGCAGGUAUGUAAAACCAGAAAGUCGUUAGCGUAUGAUUAAUUGGGUUAUAAUUAUUACAAACUUGGAAAACAUAUUUAUUUGAUAUUUCUAAAAACAACUUCCAUAUAAAAAUUUCCGCAUAAAAUGUACCGUUUAUCAGUUUAAAAAACGUGCUAACAAAAACCAAGAUAAAUUUUGUAUCUUAAUCAAGUUAGAACGUAUACCCACCAAUGUUUGAUCCGUCAAUUUCAUAUUGUAUUGCUGAUUAAGUUUGGUAUAAUUUGCCAUUCUAUUUGCUCUUAAGGCUAUGGUAACCACUGUACAUCUCUUUGCAUGUUUAAUCACUAAAUUCAUGAUUUUAUUUGCUGAUCUUGCGCAUAUUACUGUGUUGUAGUUGAUAUUUUAUUUGUAUUCAUUUGCUCUGUUUUGGAUCCAAGAGAAUUUAAUGUGUAUGUACUUUCUGUUUAGUUUCAGGUAGGAUAAUUGAAGUUGGAUGAUCCUACACCUCCCUUUAAGUAUUUCAUUCACUCCCACAACAACUGAAUUAUUUGUUUGGUGGCUGGGUGUCCUUCUUCAACCGUGCAUAUUUUCAUUGUGCUAAAAAUGUUAUAUUUCCUCUUGAGUUAAAGUGGUCUCAAAUAUGAAAUACCUAAUAAUGUUUUCCCUUUCUAAUCCUAAAUAAAUUAAAUUCCUGAAUAUUUCUUUGAAAAUGUUUUUUUAGUACAUAUGAAGUAUACUGUAUACCACAUAUGCUUCAGUAUGUAUAUGUGUAAAGCGGCAUAUUAAUUGGAUAUGAAGUGUAUGGCGUAAAAUCGGGUUAGAUUAUAAUUGUAAAUUUCAGUUCAAUUUGCAGGUUUAAGCUGGUUAUCCUUAGAUUGAGAGUUUUUAAUCAGUUCCAUGAAUAUAGAAAUUAUUGCUGUUUUUUCCCGGUUGUAAUAAAUCCACAGACAAGGUUAUCUGAACCUUGCAUGAACAUACUCUUUAAUACUAUCUCCAUUUUAAAUACAUAGUAUUGUUUACUUUUAAACAUAUAUGUCCAUUCGUCUUAUUUAAAACAAAUAUGCUAAUAUGCAAAAAUAUAAACUGUAUUUAAAGUAACUUUAAUAAUAAAAUAAAUGAUGUUAGCAUAUUUUCUAAAUAACAUGAAUGAUCAAAUAUAUGUCUAAAAAUCAACGGCAUUAUAUACUAAAGAAAAUGGAGGGAGUAGGAAUCAGCGUAUCUGCUAAAAUUAAGUCGGAUACAACCUUAUAAUCUCAAUAUAACCUCGUAACCAUUUUUCCUCUUUGAGUGCCAGGCUAUCUAACAACACUAGCUCCAAAAGUUCUUGAUGUGGCAUGGUGGACAUGAAUUUGUAACUGCAUGCAGGAUUCCAGCUCAGAGAAUUGCAGGCUGUUGAUAUCUCAUCCCUGAUUUCUGGUGCCCGUUAUUGUAUCAUCUAGCACAUUUAGAGCUGAUGCUUUUGAUAAUUAAAUUAAGGAGAAAAAAAAGAGAGGAACUGAUGUUUUUUAUCCUAAUCUGAGGAGAAAAAUAAAUAACAGUUGCUUUUAAGUCACUAAUCUAAGGAGAAAAUAAAGAACUGAUCUAACCACUAAUCCAAGGAUGAAAAAAAUAACAGAGAUGAACUGAUCCUUUUGCCAAGAAACCCGGAAGAAAUGAUCCAGGAAUGAAAUAAUCUUCCCCAAACUUUCGUUGAGCAAUUUAUACUACGAAAUUUCUACCUAUAUAAAUAGGCGCAUUGCCCCUCUCCCAUUUCUCACCAGCUUCGAUCACAUUCCGAUCAAGCUGCAACAAUGGCGAACGGCGUGGCAGAGUACUUGCUGAUGGACCCGUGGCUUGUUCUAUGGCUCGUCCUGGCCUCCAUGGCGUUCGCAUUGCUGCACCUGCGGCGGCGCGCACGCCGUGGGGCGCCGCCGCUGCCGCCGGGUCCGCGGCCGCUGCCGAUCAUCGGAAACAUGCUCAUGAUGGACCAGCUGACGCACCGCGGGCUGGCGGCCAUGGCGGCCAGGUACGGCGGGUUGCUGCACCUCCGCCUCGGCCGCGUCCACAUGGUGGUGGUGUCGAGCCCGGAGCACGCGCGCGAGGUGCUCCAGGUCCAGGACGGCGACUUCUCCAACCGGCCGGCGAGCAUCGCCAUCGCCUACCUCACCUACGGCCGCGCCGACAUGGCCUUCUCCCACUACGGCCACUUCUGGCGACAGGUGCGCAAGCUCAGCGCCGUGCGGCUCUUCAGCCGGCGGCGCGCCCAGUCGUGGCGCGCCGUCCGCGACGAGUCGGCCAAGCUGGUCGGCGCCAUUGCCAGGAGAGCCGGCGAGGCCGUCGACCUCGGUGAGCUCAUCUUCGGGCUCACCAAGGACGUCAUCUUUCGCGCCGCCUUCGGCACGCGCGACGGCGGCGGCCACGGCGAGCUGGAGGUUCUCCUGCAGGAGUUCUCCAAGCUGUUCGGCGCGUUCAACGUCGGGGACUUCAUCCCCUGGCUCGCGUGGCUCGACCCGCACGGCAUCAACCGACGGCUCCGCGCGGCGCGCGCCGCCCUCGACAGCGUCAUCGACAGGAUCAUCGACGAGCACGUCAGCAACCCCGCCGGCGACGAGGACGCCGACAUGGUGGACGACAUGCUCGCGUUCCUCGACGAGGCCGGACGAGACCAAACCGGCGGCGGCGGCGAGCUGCAGGGCACGCUCCGGCUGACGCGCGACAACAUCAAGGCCAUCAUAAUGGACUUCGUCUUCGGCGGGACGGAGACGGUGGCGUCGGCGAUCGAGUGGGCGAUGGCGGAGUUGCUGCACAGCCCCGGCGAUCUCCGGCGGCUGCAGGCGGAGCUCGCCGACGUGGUGGGGCUCGGGCGCGGCGUGGAGGAGGGCGACCUGGAGAAGCUCCCCUUCCUCAGGUGCGUCGCCAUGGAGACGCUGCGUCUCCACCCGCCGAUCCCGCUGCUCCUCCACGAGGCGGCGGCGGACUGCGUCGUCGGCGGGUACUCCGUGCCGAGGGGCGCCCGCGUGGUGGUCAACGUGUGGAGCGUCGGCCGCGACGCCGGCGCGUGGAAGGGCGACGCCGGCGCGUUCCGGCCGGCGAGGUUCAUGGCGGGCGGCGAGGCGGCGGGGAUGGACCUCAGGGGCGGAUGCUUCGAGCUCCUGCCGUUCGGGUCGGGGCGGAGGGCGUGCCCCGCCAUCGUGCUCGGGAUGUACGAGCUGGAGCUCGUCGUCGCGCGCCUCGUCCACGCGUUCGGGUGGGCGCCGCCGGGCGGCGUGGCGCCGGAGGAGCUCGACAUGGCGGACGGCUUCGGCCUCACCGCGCCGCGCGCCGCGAGGCUCCGCGCCGUGCCGACGCCCCGGCUCACCUGCCCGAUGUGACGCGCGUUCUCGAUUUGGCGCGAGAGAUGCGCAACGCAGCUCGAAGUGUGACUGUGACAGUGUGAGCGUGUAAUCUGGUGUGGACAUCGUAUGCAUCAUGUGUGCUUAUGGAUAAUUAAAUAUAUAAAUAAUAUUUGGAUGUGGAUUUCGGCUGAAA